This is a messenger RNA of Molossus molossus (Pallas's mastiff bat), 3258 nucleotides long. It is a transcript of the gene PACS2, whose product is annotated as phosphofurin acidic cluster sorting protein 2. Lineage: Eukaryota; Metazoa; Chordata; Mammalia; Chiroptera; Molossidae. Bases 1 to 2706 code for a protein of 901 amino acids. Gene Ontology annotation, biological process: protein localization to plasma membrane. Gene Ontology annotation, molecular function: transmembrane transporter binding. The record is from RefSeq and is a predicted model, not a curated record. The transcript is spliced from 25 exons.
AUGGCCGAGCGGGGCCGCUUGGGCCUGGCCGGCGGGCCCGCCGCGCUCAACACGCCGGUGCCCAUGAACCUGUUCGCUACCUGGGAGGUGGACGGCUCCAGCCCCAGCUGCGUGCCCAGGCUGUGCAGCCUGACCUUGAAGAAGCUGGUGGUGUUCAAGGAGCUGGAGAAGGAGCUCAUCUCUGUGGUGAUUGCUGUGAAGAUGCAGGGCUCCAAGCGCAUCCUGCGGUCCCAUGAGAUUGUGCUGCCCCCCAGUGGACAAGUGGAGACCGACCUGGCGCUGACCUUCUCCCUGCAGUACCCCCACUUCCUGAAGAGAGAAGGCAACAAGCUGCAGAUCAUGUUGCAGCGGAGGAAGCGCUAUAAGAACCGAACCAUCCUGGGCUACAAGACGCUGGCUGCAGGAGCCAUCCACAUGGCCGAGGUAAUGCAGCGACCCCCCGAGGGUGGCCAGGUGCUGAGCCUCUGCAGCAGCGUCAAGGAGGCCUCCGCCAAGGUGGCCGAGAUCUGGAUCUUCUCCCUGUCCAGCCAGCCCAUCGACCACGAGGACAGCGCCAUGCAGGCCGGCCCCAAGGCCAAGCCCACGGACAACUACUCGGAGGAGGAGUACGAGAGCUUCUCCUCUGAGCAGGAGGCCAGUGACGACGCCGCGCACGGGCAGGACCUGGACGAGGAUGACUUCGAUGUAGGGAAGCCCAAGAAGCAGCGGCGAUCGAUAGUAAGAACGACGUCCAUGACCAGGCAACAGAAUUUCAAGCAGAAGGUCGUGGCGCUGCUGCGGAGGUUCCGCGUGUCCGAGGAGGUCCUAGACUCGGAGCAGGACCCUGCAGAGCAUGUCCCCGAGGUGGAAGAGGACCUGGACCUCCUGUAUGACACACUGGACAUGGAGCACCCCAGUGACAGUGGCCCGGACAUGGAGGACGACGACAGUGUUCUGAGCACUCCUAAGCCCAAGCUCAGGCCCUACUUCGAAGGCCUGUCACACUCCAGCUCGCAGACGGAGAUUGGGAGCAUCCACAGCGCCCGCAGCCAGAAGGAGCCUCCGAGUCCGGCCGACGUGCCCGAGAAGACGCGGGUCCAGGGUGGCAAGCAGCCAAGCGACAGUGUCUCUGACUCGGCGUCCCACCGGUGCAUGCUCACCCCCGGGGAGCAGCCAGCACAGCCUGAGGACAGCCCGGAGGCGGAGACUUCCACCCUGGGCUUGUUCACUGAGAAGCUGCCUCCCAGCGGGCGCAUCACCAAGACCGAAUCUCUCGUCAUCCCCUCCACCAGGUCUGAGGGGAAGCAGGCCGGUCGCCGGGGCCGGAGUACAUCCCUGAAGGAGCGGCAGCCGGCAAGGCCACAGAAUGAGCGAGCCAACAGCCUGGACAACGAGCGCUGCCCAGACACGCGGAGCCAGCUGCAGAUCCCCAGGAAGACCGUGUAUGACCAGCUAAACCACAUCCUCAUCUCCGACGACCAGCUGCCCGAGAACAUCAUCCUCGUCAACACCGCUGACUGGCAGGGGCAGUUCCUGUCGGACGUCCUGCAGCGGCACACAUUGCCCGUGGUGUGCACCUGCUCCGCGGCCGACGUCCAGGCGGCCUUCAGCACCAUCGUCUCACGGAUACAGAGAUACUGCAACUGCAACUCCCAGCCGCCGGCACCGGUGAAGAUCGCGGUGGCCGGGGCGCAGCACUACCUCAGCGCCGUGCUGCGGCUCUUCGUGGAGCAGCUGUCCCACAAGACACCCGACUGGCUGGGCUACAUGCGCUUCCUGGUCAUCCCUCUGGGUUCCCACCCCGUGGCCAGGUACCUGGGCUCCGUGGAUUACCGCUACAACAACUUCUUCCAGGACCUGGCCUGGCGGGACCUGUUCAACAAGCUGGAGGCCCAAAGCGCCGUGCAGGACACGCUGGAUGUCGUGUCGAGAGUCACACAGUACAUCGCGGGGGCCAACUGUGCCCACCAGCUGCCUAUUGCGGAGGCCAUGCUCACCUACAAGCAGAAGAGGAAAAAGAACUUCCAUUUUGACUUUACCCUCAGCCCCGACGAGGAAUCCUCACAGAAGUUCAUUCCCUUCGUGGGGGUGGUGAAGGUUGGGAUAGUGGAGCCGUCCUCGGCCACAUCAGGAGACUCGGACGAUGCGGCCCCCUCGGGCUCCAGCGUGCUUUCGUCCACCCCGCCGUCCACGUCUCCAGCCACCAAGGAAGCCUCUCCCACCCCACCCUCCUCCCCGUCAGUGAGUGGGGGCCUGUCCUCCCCCAGCCAGGGCGUCGGCGCUGAGCUGAUGGGGCUGCAGGUGGAUUACUGGACGGCAGCCCAGCCCGCAGACAGGAAGAGAGAUGCGGAGAAGAAAGACCUGCCUACCACCAAAAACACGCUCAAGUGCACCUUCCGGUCUCUCCAGGUCAGCAGGCUGCCCAGCAGUGGCGAGGCCGCAGCCACACCCACCAUGUCCAUGACCGUGGUCACCAAGGAGAAGAACAAGAAGGUGAUGUUUUUGCCCAAGAAAACCAAGGACAAAGAGGUGGAGUCCAAAAGCCAGUGCAUCGAGGGCAUCAGCCGCCUGAUCUGCACGGCCAAGCACCAGCAGAACAUGCUGCGGGUCCUCAUCGACGGUGUGGAGUGGAACGACGUGAAGUUCUUCCAGCUGGCAGCCCAGUGGUCCUCCCACGUCAAGCACUUCCCCAUCUGCAUCUUCGGACACUCCAAGUCCACCUUCUAGCCCUGCCCGUCGCCCUGCCAUGACCGAGCCCAGGAAGGCCCAGCUGCUUUUCUGUUAACAUUUCAGUUUACUACAGAGACAGACCCUGGAAGCACGGAGAAACCGUCUUAAGUGCGAAUGUGCUCACAACCUGGAAACUAACGGGGUGGCCCCCUCUGGGAGCCCCCAAUUGCUCUGCUUAUUAACCAGAACACUCUGGUGGGUGGGAGGUCAGGUGGGCAAUGUUGAGCUGGAGAAUCAUGGAAGGUGUGUUUCGGCCUCAGGACCCCCAAGACCCCCAGCGAGAAGGGUUCUCACCUUCUCAACCUGCCCUUCCUGGAAGCCAGGACUCUGCUUCCCCGGGAACCAGCUUUGCGUGUGCCCAGACUCAGAGCUGGGGGGCCAGAGGCCAAGGGCUGGCCUCCCUUUGGGGCAUCCUGAGCAGAGCACAGAGGCCAGUCAGCCCAGCCCUGGGCCCCAGCUGCCCACCAGCCAAGUGGCCCCAGCACCACCCACUCGUGGUUCCCAAUAAACUCCAGCCUCUCAGGGCAGCGGAGGUUUUAUAGGAGCAGA